Molecule: messenger RNA, 1204 nt
Organism: Cervus elaphus (red deer)
Lineage: Eukaryota; Metazoa; Chordata; Mammalia; Artiodactyla; Cervidae
Gene: PLA2G12A
Product: phospholipase A2 group XIIA
Exons: 4
Coding region: 234-791 (185 amino acids)
Biological process (GO): lipid catabolic process; arachidonate secretion; phospholipid metabolic process
Cellular component (GO): extracellular region
Molecular function (GO): A2-type glycerophospholipase activity; calcium ion binding
Source: RefSeq, a predicted model, not a curated record
GCGCACAGCGCAGCGGCCGGCCCGGGCCCGCGCGUGCGCGUCGCCCGGCGUCUCUGCCGCGGCACGGUUUCCCGGCGGGAGAGCUCAUUGCGCGCGGCGAGCCCCGCCUCCCAGGCCGGCUGGGGGCGUGGGCAUGGAGCCGGCCGCCGCUGCCUAGCCCCCGACCCGCGCCGCUGCUUAGGGCGCCCUGAGGUCUCCGUGGGGUGGGCCGGGCGCGGCCUGGCGCUGCGCGGAUGGCCCUGCUCGCCGUCCUCCUCGUCCUAUUUCUGACCACAGCUGGGAGGUGCCAGGAGCAAGCCCAGGCCACCGACUGGCGGGCCACCCUGAAGACCAUCCGGAACGGCGUUCACAAGAUUGACAUGUACCUGAACGCCGCCUUGGACCUCCUGGGAGGCGAGGACGGGCUCUGCCAGUACAAGUGCAAUGACGGAUCUAAGCCUUUCCCACGUUAUGGAUAUAAACCCUCCCCACCGAAUGGAUGUGGCUCCCCACUGUUUGGUGUUCAUCUUAACAUCGGCAUCCCUUCCCUGACAAAGUGCUGCAACCAGCAUGACCGGUGCUAUGAGACCUGCGGCAAAAGCAAAAACGACUGUGAUGAGGCGUUUCAGUCUUGCCUGUCCAAGAUUUGCCGAGAUGUGCAGAAAACACUGGGGCUGGCUCAGCACGUGCAGGCCUGUGAAACCACCGUGGAACUCUUGUUUGACAGCGUUAUACACUUAGGCUGUAAGCCGUACUUGGACAGCCAGCGAGCUGCAUGUAGGUGUCGCUAUGAAGAAAAAACCGAUCUUUGAAGAAGAUGCUGGCAACUGGUGACAACAGAUGAGGACAGAAGAACGUAACCUUUGACAAAGAGCUAAUGUUUUUACAGCCUAGAGUUGCCUUAUUUUUGUGACAGGAUUAUUUUAAGAACUUACUUUGACAUUAAAACUGAAGAAACAAAUGCAGGUUAUCUUCCCAGACGUUGCUGCCUUAGUGUGCCUCAUUGUCUUGACCAGUCACAGAAAGCGGUGCAUGUUAAGGGGAGAAUUUUUUAAAGAAAGAGUAAGACUCAAUUUUCACAACUGUAUUUACCAAAAAAUAAGGUCAAAUGUGAAAUUCAUGAUAAGGUAUGUUCAACAUUAUCUUAUUUGGAAAUAUGGUGAAGUCUUCACUUAGAAGUAUGUUUGUUUUCUGUAAAAUUUAAAAUAUACAUAUAUGCCCAGAA